AUCGUGACCUUGACACAACUAUCAGGCGCGCUUUGGAUUUGGACAAACGUUCACACGUACCAACAUCAAUCGUCACUUGAAUUCUUUCUCACAUGGAUUCAUCCUCGACAACCAUGGGAUGCAGCGACGCUGAUGACUUGAGCAUCGCUAGCGACACCUACUCAGAUGCCGAAGACGAGGAAGUCUCCCUGAUUGACUACGCCAGAUACUACGGAUUGAGCAAAGAUUACACGUCUCCCUACCCUCUAUCAUCUUGUGUUCUUCAGUCGAUCCCAGUCUGGGAUGACUCCGACUUCAGUCAGCUUCCCGACUUCGUUCUUCCAGAUAAGGUUGAUACUGAUGAGAAAUGGACCAUCAAUCACCAGAGCGCUCUGUUCCUCAGACGGAUCGCUUUGGUGGAAGCCGUGCCUUCCAUCGACAUCGAGCGACGGGUUACCAGAUCCGCCGAGUUUAAAGUCGAGCCAUUGUUGCUCCUCACAGACUCAGAGCUCGAUCAACGUCGCUUUGUGCGAGCUCGACGCUCAAAGCAAAGUCAGGGCCUGCAGGAUUUGCUCCUUGGAGCCAAAUGGGAAGAGGACGAGACACAUAUCUAUUGGCCAAGCUCUGAUUUGCCUGCGGAGUUGAUCGAACAGAUCAAGCAAGAAAGGCUGCAACUCGACAAAACCGAUAUUCUCUUUCUGCAGCAGUGCGUCUCAACGCUCGAGAAGCCCGAAUGUGAAGAUAUAAGUGCACCGUCACACAAGAAGGCACAAGAAGAGUACGAGGCUGCGAGGCAUACAUCACCUCUGCUACCAUGCUCUUCGCCUUUCCGACUCGGAGUUCCUGACUCACCCGUCAGUCGCAUGCAAUUGGCGACCAGUCCCAUAGAUCCUGUCCCCCUCGAACUCUCGAAAAUUGAGGAAAGCAUGGAUUUGGACGAUGAGUUCUCCCUAGAUGGCCUGUCGGCAUUCGAGAUCGAGGAAUUCGGCGACUCAUACACCACCUCUCCGUUGAAGCGCAAACGACCUGAAGACUUCAAGGUUGAGGUUCCGCUGUCACCAGCCUUGCUAUCAUCAUCCCCGACGAAGAAGACGAAGAUAGUCACGUUCUCAGAUGAGCUGUGUACUACCAUACCCGACUAUGCCAAGCCAUUCCCGUUGGGCGACUCGAAUAGCGCAGAUGAGAGAUACGAUGAAGCUCUCAAGAAAGUGCUUCAAGCUGGUGCUGAAUCAGCUGUCUCUGCAAUUGAAAACGAGCAACUCACGCAGGCUGACUCGACGUUGAGAGUGGAGAUACCCACGAUCGAUCAGUCAGGUCCACUGCCACCGUGGGAAAUGUUCAGCCGCAACCAGCUGGGUUUUGGUACCAGCAUUGAGGCCCAGCAACAGAUGAUCUCUAUGUUGAGGCGAGAGACUAUCAGUCCACGCGAAGUAUGGUCUGGUGUCGUUCGAAUUAAUAGAGCCAUGACACGUUGGCGACCAUUCGAUACGCGACUGAGUGAUCUUCCGAAGGAGGAGAUAACCUGUGAUGAUCUGGACGACUUCAAAAACGAAGAGCCUCAAGACACGACAUCCGGAUGGAAGCUGGAUGGUCUCAGGAUUUUGGACGCUUGUGAGGACGACGAUGAAGCGAUCGAGUUUGCAGAUAUGCCGAUAAUACUUAAGAGGCUGGGCUCGACAGAGACUAUGCCGGAAGGUAAGGCAUGGAGCGAGAAAGGAGGCCCUAAGCUCGCAGCCAUGUUGCAGCCUCGACAGCCAUUAUUCCCCUUAUCUAGGGUGGCGACGCAUACACCACCGGAGGGCCUCAAGCCUCAUAAGAGCCCGGCAUAUCCGCAGCCUCUGUCGGGGAACACGUUCUCGGCAAGUAAUUCCCUGGAUCGAUUCAUGCAGAUACAGACCGGGAAGAAAGCCAGCCCAAAAGUAUCCGAAGAGUCGAGACUGCAGGCUACAACUUCGCCCAUACAUAUUGCCAAGCCUACUUCGAAGUUCACUGCUCGGAUCAGAGACAGUGAGAGCCUGCAGAACCCCAGAAGCUUGACUUCGAAGACUUCACCAAGCAUGCAGUCAAUGAUGCCAUCGAUACACCUUCCAUCCCUACCUGAUCCUGUUCCCCCAAGAACUUUCGUUCUGUCUUCAACGAUGUUCGAUAGAAGAGCUCUCAUCAAACAUAUUGAGCGUCUCAACCCCACAGCUGAAUACAUUGAACGCGAUUUUGCUUCAGCCCGUUCAUUGCGUGGCGUAUCGUCUCAGACCUCGGAAGCCGAUGAAGCGGACAUGAUACUGGCACCUGGGCAUGGGAUCUUGCUGACUACUUUGCAGAAACUUAUUCAGAAGAAUCUGCCAGGUCAAGUUACUCGCAAUGUCGUCCGCGAACGAAUCGUACAGCUGGCGCGUCGAUAUGAGCGGCUCAUCGUUAUGGUGCACGAAGACCGAGCCGGGAGUCAGCAACGUCCGUUGGACAGCCGCGAAUCUGGCGAAAUCGUAUCUCUUGUCAACUUCUGCGCCGCGCAGAGUCAUGAAAUUCAAGUCAUGUACAUCCCCGGGGAUGAGAUAGCACUAGCAAUCUGGAUCGUAGCUAGCAUGGUCCGAUUUGGGCUGAAUGACCCAGAAGUGCAGCUGUUACAAGACGAGACGUCCUGGGAAUUGUUCCUCAGGAAAGCAGGUAUGGACGUCUUUGCGGCUCAGGUGAUCUUGAUCAAACUAAAGGUUCCUGACUCCGUACCGUCGCCUUCGGACAAGCGUCAGUACGGCUUGCCUGCAUUUGUAAUGAUGAGCGAAGCUGAGAGACUGAGAAGAUUCGGUGGACACUUCGGUGGAGAGAAGGUUCUGCGCAAGGUGAGCAUGGCCAUCGAUGGUCGUUUGAUACGAGCUGCUGUUGCUGGCGAUCUGAAGCGAUGAAAGCUAUGACCAAUCUUGAGGAAAUUUGCUGGGCCUCAUCAUAUCCUUGCUUG
Messenger RNA from Aureobasidium pullulans EXF-150, 2929 nucleotides. RefSeq lists its product as uncharacterized. NCBI's taxonomy places the organism in Eukaryota, Fungi, Ascomycota, Dothideomycetes, Dothideales, Saccotheciaceae. The record is from RefSeq and is a predicted model, not a curated record. The coding region runs from base 93 to 2876 and encodes 927 amino acids. The transcript has 2 exons.